CUCAGACCACUCGACAGUAUUCCACCGGCAAACGAGCCCUCAUCUCAAGACCAAAACCCCGACUGACGACUCUAUGCUCGGACGUCGAGUAUUGAGUGGUAGCUGUUGGGGGCAAUGCGAGCAUUAUGGUCUCAGAUACCUCGACCUAGAUUGAGUGGUUCUCCCUCGUACGCAUCAAUCGAGGCUGUUAAUCCCACUUUGGUGCGGAAGACUACCACAGCUCCUCUCAGACGCCGUGCAACCUUCAACGAUGCCUUCACACUCCUUUUGGCCCCUGUGCUAGCGGCUGUCUUCAUCGUCGACACCAGCUGGAAAGGAAAACAACGGAGGGACUGGGAUGAAAGACUUUCGGUGAUACAAGAAGAAAUCAACCAGAUUCAUGAACGAGAACAACGCAUCAAGAGCGCACUUCGGCUCCGUGCUAGAAGCAACGGAGCCCUCGGUCAACGGCGGGGGUAUGCUACAGCGGCACAUGCUCACAUCGACUUCGACGAUGGAGAAGUCGAGGUAGAGGUGCCAACAUGGGAGGAAGAUGGGAUGACUGACGAAGGAAUGCCUCAGAUCCGCCGACCGAUUUCUCACGAGCUCACACCUCUUGUUCAAGACUUGGAACCUGGGAGAAUAUACAAGGAUGGCAUGUUUUCGCCGGAAGAGAUGGCCAAUUUCCAUCGGUACCACCGGCUCAAUGCGAUCAUGCUGUCUUUGAGGAUGCUUUUACAUCUCCAGAUUGGCCCGAGUCCUUUCUUUGCCCUAGCUCCCGAUGAAACACAGGCGGACGCGGGCGAUGUUGCAUUUCGGCAAGACCCCAACCAGCUGGUCGAAUUGUUGAGAGCGACGCGAACCGAAAUGCGUCGACUAAAACACCGUCGCGAUCUGUUUGUCGUUUCCUCCCACAUCAACGCCCAAGCGUCUAAAUCGGAACUGAGCAACAGGAUCAGAACGUUGACCACCAGUUUUGACGCAGGCAAUAUCACCCUGAGUGAGCUUAUCAACGGUUUCGGACAGUCAAUCUUGCAAACAACAGAGGUGCCCUCAACCAUGGCUUAUGUUAUGCUGAUACGCAGUCUCUCGAAGGUUGGAAGCUUCAGUCUGGCCUACCAUGUUAUGGGAGCCCUGAAGAACAGCACCUUACCAUUAUCGGACGACGCGAUUUUCCACAUACUCUUUCAGAUUGGCCAAGCAUGUGAUUCCAGGUCACUAAAUCAUAUCUUGCCUCUCAUAACACGGUCUGACGAGCAAUUAAAUGUCGCCAGCAAAUGGGAAAGGACCAUUGUCAAUGACUUGGAACUGCCCGUUCCUUCUUCCCUGGAUGUACGGCUUCUGCAGGUGCUGGUAUACGCAGCGCUACGCUGUCAACAACCGGAGCGAGCAGAAGCAUGGAUGUCGAUGCUCCGCGAGAUGGACUAUGGGAGCUUCAGGAAAAAUCAUCUUUUCAGAAGCUUUUUGGCCUACUAUACCAUGCAUGGUAAUUGGGAGAAGGGCAAGAUCUGGCUGCGUCGUGCAGUCGAGCACGCAUCAUCGAUCGCUGCGUAUACCGCCGAUGGCUUCACUCGCAUGAUCUACCGCAUGCUAGAUCUGUGCGUCCGAUGCCGAAAGCUUCCCGAGUACACAAUGAUUUUGGAGGCAGCAGUGACUUCCGGCAUCAGACCGCCACGUAUGCAGGAAAAUCCGAACAACCGCAGGGUAAUUUACCCUCGUGGCCGCAGUAUCCUUCUCGAAUGGGAUUCCAUACCCGCUCCUGACCACGCCGAGGCCCUUCCAAUUACCGAGAAGAUUAGGACUUUCCAAACAGCCUGUCAACCGCUGGUAGAUCAUAUACAUGAUGGACCCGUCGUCACCAACAGAGCUUCACAAGACGAGGAACAUGACGAGUUGGUGCUUAUGCCUCCAACGCCGCACGCCCUGCGGUAUGCCGUUCGUCGUCAACUCAAGAAGGAUUCUGCAGACUCGACUCAAGAGAACCUAAGCGGAGCUACUCUUCAGGAGCAGGCUAAAGUCCAAGCCAGAUUCCAAUACUAUGACAAUACGAUACGUUCGCUAAAAGCUAGCCUGGAUGUUGCAGAUGCACGAUACAGAGCCGCUCUAGACGCCGGACUGGAAAGGACAGACAAUACAGUCCAACUAGGGAAGACCACCGCUCAUGUGCAAGAGCAACUGAAAGAGUCUCAAGAGGCGAUGCAGCAGCUUCACGCUCAAAAUCAAUCUUAUGCAAAAGAGCAUACCGAGCUUCGCAAGGAGAUCAACGAUCUGAAGGAAAUCGCGAAACAGCUUAUGGCACAGCAACGGGAACAACGAGCAUCGCAGCAGCCACCAGCGCCGUCCGUAUCUCGGCCCACGGAUCAAUCAGUAUCCCACACACAAGCGACUGGCCAAGUGUCUGUGACACCAGCCAAGUUGCUCUCAGUAGAAGCUAGAGCUAACACAAAACCAAAAACACCAAAAGGAAGUGCGCCUCCUGAAACAAAAAUGCCGCCUCCAAGGACGGUUGGGACGAAGGGCAUAAGUGCACGAUUGGACUUUCACAAGUCAAAGUCUGACGUAGCAUCUCAAGCCGCGAUUCGAUACAUCACCGCAGAGCCCACACCGACCCAGGGAGGGUUCCGAAUCAGGCAUAUGACUUCGUGAACAUUCUCAAAGGCACUCUUUUUGAGCAAAUCCGUGCCAUCUAAUCUUGGCUAUCGCAGGGCAGAAGAAAGUGGGACACGACCUUGGCAUGUCACAGCACGCGUGCGUUCGAGAUUCGCGGCACCAAUCGA
Messenger RNA from Exophiala viscosa, 2756 nucleotides. RefSeq lists its product as uncharacterized. The coding region runs from base 115 to 2625 and encodes 836 amino acids. The record is from RefSeq and is a predicted model, not a curated record. The transcript has a single exon. Lineage: Eukaryota; Fungi; Ascomycota; Eurotiomycetes; Chaetothyriales; Herpotrichiellaceae.